Magallana angulata is the source of this 612-nucleotide messenger RNA. RefSeq lists its product as uncharacterized. The transcript is spliced from 6 exons. The record is from RefSeq and is a predicted model, not a curated record. Bases 1 to 345 code for a protein of 114 amino acids. Lineage: Eukaryota; Metazoa; Mollusca; Bivalvia; Ostreida; Ostreidae.
AUGAAGCCGCCGUUGAUGCCUGCCAUUCUGUCAUUUUACCUGUCUCAACAAGUGGAACUCUGUAUCCCAGUCAACGUUAUCUUCAUUCUUACAGAGGGUGUUGGAGAGUUACAGACUGAUGUAACAAACAUAAAAGAGAGUUUUGGAGAGUUUCAAACUGAUGUUACAAGUCUGAAAGAGGAUGUAGAAGAGAUAAAAAAGACAAACGAAAAAUAUAGUACUCAAGUUCUAUCACUUGGAAGUCCGUGCAACCUGAAUGCCUCGACCGGAAAGCAAUCAACAGUAACUUUCCCGGCCGGUAUAUAUACCCCAGUGACAGUUGAAGAGCGAUCGAAACUAAUAUGACGACCAAAUGCUUUUAUAAAUUCAUGUCAGUUAUGAUACACAUCGUAUAUGGCAACUCUCAGCGAUCAAUUAAGAAUACACUUCUUUGAUCUGUGACGUUAAAUGAAGAGCAUGAUGUAAUGUUUUCCUAUAGAAAAAAAAAAACAAUAAUUCUAUCAACAUACCCAAUUAUAAAUAUUAUGUUUUUAAUUAUUGACUUUAAAGUUGUCUUUACCUACGCAUUUAGAAAUAAAUAAGAACAAUCCAAACGUAUAAAAGAGUUUGACA